Messenger RNA from Periconia digitata, 1223 nucleotides. The record is from the annotation of a GenBank genome assembly. NCBI's taxonomy places the organism in Eukaryota, Fungi, Ascomycota, Dothideomycetes, Pleosporales, Periconiaceae.
UCCUCAGCCCGAUUCUUGAAAAUUGAGACCGGAUUACUAGUUUAUGAUUUGAACAUAUGUCAAUCACGUACUGGAUACAAUGCGCAUGAACUGUUGAUAAGAUUAUGCUUAAUGAUCACGAUCUGCCUGGAUGGAUUGGACUACGCCUCUUAUUCCACCGGCGUAGUCAGUGAAUUGACUAGUAAUAUCAUCUAGACAUUCCGAUUCCUAAGCAGAUUGUAGACUUCUAAACUAAUGUGGUGGCAUUGAAGCUUUGUUGGCAAGGCGCGCUAGCAGGAAUUGCCCCAUCCGGAUAUAGCUUGUCUCACAUCUCCGCCAACAUGGCGGAGUUAUGACGGAGUUCCACGCUAGGCACCGAGAUACUUAUCAGGCAUCUAUAAACAAAUGAACAUAUAUAACUCCAUAUACAAUUUUCUGAUCGAGGAUUAGAUGAUCAUAAUCAUCAAUUCGCUGCAAAAGUUUCCGCCAUCAUGUCGACCUACUUCGUAACUGGAUCCUCGCGCGGUAUCGGCCUGGCGCUUGCAGGCUUGUUGGCGUCGAAACCUGAUAUCUCAAAAGUGUUUGCUUCAGCACGUAGCGAAACCGACAGCGUCAAGAAACUCGUAUCUGAAUCGAAUGGAAAAGUUACAUUUGUAAAACUCGAUGUAACGUCGGCCGACUCGAUCAAGGAAGCCGCUUCGCAAGUGGGCAAGGCUCUGGACGGCACGGGCCUUGAUGUACUCAUUAACAAUGCUGGCGUCAUGCCAUUCACACCAAACGGUCUCGAGACUAUGAAUGAUUUGGAUGAAGUCUUCAAGAUCAACGUCACCAGCGUGCACAACACGACUGCCGCGUUCCUUCCGUUGUUGAAGAAAGGGAAUCUCAAGAAGGUCAUCAACGUUUCCACCACACUCGGUUCCAUCGCUAAGGCGCAAGACUUCGCAGUCAUGCCAGCCCCGGCGUACAAAAUAACAAAAGCAGCGCUCAACAUGCUGACUGUGCAAUAUGCACUUUCCUUUGCGAAAGAGGGAUUCACAUUCGUUGCCCUGACUCCAGGAUGGAUCAAGACUGACCUGGGUGGCUCACACGCUGAUCUAUCUAUCGAGCAAGGAGUCAAUGGCGUUUACGAUGUCGUUGUACGUGUCAAUAAGGAGGAUAACGGGAAAUUCUUCAACAUCCAUGUCCCUGGCUGGGAGAACGCAGAUGGUCCCAAUCAGUAUGACGGAAAGGAGGUUUCGUGGUGA